AUGGAAGACGAGGAGCAAGAGUGCAAACAGGAGCGGCGGCCGUUGGAGGUUGAAUAUAGUUCUCCACAGUCUUCGGCUGGCCCUUUGUCCCAAACACUGUCAAAAGAGAUCGUGUCAGUUGGUGUUGAAACUGACCAGAUGAACGACUUAGUGACCAGAGCGUUUGAAGCCGAGAAGGUAGAAUUAGAAAACAAACUACAAGACCUUACCAGUCUUUUCGAUCUUUCUCAGAACGUGGCUGCUUCCUUUGCUGGUGUGAUUCGAGGCACCUGUGAACCUGCAAGAUUUUUGGAGUAUGCCUAUCUUCUCGAGUCGACUGACCCUCUCCAGCACGAAUUUAUUGAUCUGCUAAAGGAGACCCUGAACCGGCAGGCCCAAAAGUCGCUUCCAUCCAAUAAGAACACGUCUUCAGUGAGUACACAAAGUGUGCAAGUACUGCAGUGCUGUGCCGAAACAUUGACCGAUAAGACGGCUCAUCAAGACUUAAGUUGUCAGACAACGAUUAAGUGUGAAGUUACGGCCGGCGCAAGUGACAGAACCUGCGAAACAUACUCCUCAGAACAUUGUCAGACCGACUUCAGAGUCGUCUGUCAACAGUGCCUGGUUAUUGUGCAGUUUAUGUCCCAGUGCUGUGACACCUUGAGAACCGGUGUAUUGUCUGUCGAUCACGCACGUGUUCUACAGCAAUUGGAUCAAAUGCCUGCGGACUCGGUUACAGCCCUCCAAUUGCGAAAUAUUGUGUCAAACUUCAGCUCGCUGUUUCUUCAAAAGAUCGAGAAGCUAGGUCAGGAUAUGGGUUCGCCGGCUAGCACACUCGCAGACCGCGAUGAGUUCAACGCUAUGGCGCGUGCCACCUCCGAUGCCUUGAGUUCGCCAGACCCAGACGCAGCAUUGGCCGAAUCGCAACAGCAGUUGCAAACUAUGCAGCCCCCAGAUGCGGUUGUUACGUGCAUGCGACAACUUCUUAGUGCACAUGUUGCCCUUCGAGGACAGUACAAGCAAGCAGAACAAGACAAACUAGCUUUGGCCACUCUCGUACGCACGAAACACGCAGAAAGUGAGGCUUACCACGCAAAACUGCAGACUCUGCUUACUGAACGUCAAGCUAACGCACAGCUUGCCGACGCUGAGGAACGUCUUGCCACACAAGUUGAAUUUAUUUCCUCUGCGGAGGAUCUAAUCACGAGCGCCAGGGAGGAGCGUGACGCAGCGCGCAGUGCCGGCCGAGCUAGCCAAUCUGAGCUGAACGGUCUGAAGACGAGCUAUGCUAACUUACAGAAAGCGCUGGAGAAUUUGGAGAAAGGUGGGGAGCCCUCUGUGGGUUUUCUUGUGUUUCUAGUUUCUGAUGCCUCCAGCUUGUCUCUUUGGCGCAUAACCAGGCGCAUGAAACGCCGGCCGAGAUCUUCAGCCUAG
Molecule: messenger RNA, 1413 nt
Organism: Dibothriocephalus latus
Lineage: Eukaryota; Metazoa; Platyhelminthes; Cestoda; Diphyllobothriidea; Diphyllobothriidae
Source: the annotation of a GenBank genome assembly